Miniopterus natalensis is the source of this 273-nucleotide messenger RNA. It is a transcript of the gene SMIM9, whose product is annotated as small integral membrane protein 9. Lineage: Eukaryota; Metazoa; Chordata; Mammalia; Chiroptera; Miniopteridae. The record is from RefSeq and is a predicted model, not a curated record.
AUGGAACCUUACAAGCUGCUGAGCAUUGGAUUUCUGCUGUGCUCCCUGACUUGCCUCUUGGAAACUGUAGUUUCCUCUAAGUCACCUUUAUCCGCCUUUAGAACACAAGAUGAAGCAGGAUCAAAACCACGCUCAAGGGAAAAUCACAGGUCCUGGCUGAGUGACUUCAGGGGUUACUUGUGGGAUCUCAUCAAAAACUCCAUUCCUCCAGCAGCCAUUUUUGCUUUUCUUGUCAGCACAGCACUAAUGGGGACCCUCUGCUGCCUCACGUAA